Auxenochlorella protothecoides is the source of this 558-nucleotide messenger RNA. RefSeq lists its product as hypothetical. The record is from RefSeq and is a predicted model, not a curated record. NCBI's taxonomy places the organism in Eukaryota, Viridiplantae, Chlorophyta, Trebouxiophyceae, Chlorellales, Chlorellaceae. The transcript is spliced from 5 exons. The coding region runs from base 1 to 558 and encodes 185 amino acids.
AUGCUUGACAUGGAGACGAUGGUGCUGGACCGCCUGCUGUACCGGAACAAGCACCAGCACCGGCACGCCAAAUACUUUCAGCAGCUGCGCGAGGUCAGGCGGGGCCUGCGCUCGUUGGCAUCCCUGCAGCUGGACGCCGCGCUGCGUGCCCUCCACGACGCCCUGCAGGCCGGCGCGAGCCGCCACGCGCUCCCCACCAUCAGCAUGCACCUGUCGCUCGGGCACGAGCAGAGGCUCCUCCCCAGCCACCAGGCCGCCAUGUCGGUGCUGCAGCGCCUCCUCGCGGCCGCCCGCCUCGUCCCCCGCCUCCUGGGGGCCCUGCAACGCGCCGCGCGCCAGCUGGCGGCCCAGCUGGCACUCACCUUCUUCGUGCCGCUGUGCCUCACCUGCCUGUCCCUCCUUGGACGCAUCUGGGUCCUGUGCAGCCAGCUGCUGCUGGACGUGGUGGGGGUCUACGGCACCAUCUCACACCCCGGCCCGCUGCUGGAGUUGCAGGCUCGCAAGGAGAUGCACCCAGACCGAGUACGCAGCCCGGAGCACCGCCCCCUGCCCAGCUAA